UUUAAUUAUUAUUAGUAUUUACAGGGGGAGGGGGGCGGUUCUUUGACGAGAGGAAAACAGACGUCACCUUUCAAACUCCAGUUCAACCGAGGGAUGAUGCCAAGUCAGACCUGAGCAGGGCUUCAAGUAUGUCCUCUGCACACGAACAAAAGUUUUAGCAUUUCGUGAAGCAUGGAAAACUCUGGCAGGCCUCACCGGGCUAAGCAAGGCAACAGAGACAGGGGAGCAGCCGACAAGUCAGAGAGCUGGAGGACGCAGGACCACGUUCGAGGACAGAACUUCAGACCAGAGGGAGGUCAGCACGGCAAGAAGGACCAGGGUGGGAGCUACUGGGCCAGUCCCAAAAAGGGAGGACUCGGGCCCCUGAGCUACUCCCCCGGUGGAUUCACGGGUGGCCACAGCCCCUCUCAGACAGAUGACCGUCAGUGGUUCUCGGGUCCUGAAAACAGUGGCGGGGGACGGGACGAAUACUGGAGAGACCGCUCUCAACAGCAGCAGCAGCAGCACUGGAGGAGGAGCAACCAGGGAGAUGGUUCAAAAGAUGACAGGGAGCAGGGGAGGAGAGAUCCCGGAGAUGAGAGUGCUAAUAAACAAGGGAGGAGACGACGAAACAGAAACAAGAAGAAGCCUUUUAUUGAGGAGAACAGGGGCCCCAUGAUAGAUGAUCCUGCACUUUCAGCCAAAGACCGACAGAAUGCAGAGAGGAGGCUCAACAGGGACGAGGUCUAUAGCCUCAAGAAGAAGUCCCACAGCAACCCUGCUGCACUUUACACCUGCCACCUGUGCGACGUUCUCCUGGAAUCUGUGUCUGAGGCUUUCUUUCAUAUCAGAGACAAGCGGCACAAGAGAAGGGCCAGGGAGAAGCAGGAACAGGUGAUGCUGACUGAGAUUGUGCUUCCUGGUCUGGAGCAGAUCAGUGCAGUGACUGCUGCACUGAACGCUGUGGUCCAAGAACAUGGCUUGAAUGACCAGGAUGUUGAGAAGAGACAGAAUGUCGUCUCCAUCAUGCAAGACCUUCUUCUGUCCGUCCUGCCUGAGAUCCGACUCAGGCUAUAUGGAUCAUCUUGUACAAAAUUUGGAUUUAAGGAUUCUGAUGUCAACAUUAACAUUCAGUAUCCACCUCACAUGCAUCAGCCAGACGUCUUGUUCAUGGUUAAGGAGUGCCUCUCCUUGACCCCUCUCUUUGUUGACCUGGAGGCUGAUUUUCACGCCAGAGUGCCUGUGGUCAUUUGCAAAGAGAGAACGAGCGGCCUGGUCUGCAAAGUGAGUGCGGGGAAUGAAAACGCGUUCCAAACCACCUCCUAUCUGUCUGCUUUAGCCAGUAAGGAGCAUCUCCUCCUCCCGCUGGUUCUGGCUUUCAGACGCUGGGCCCAGAUCUGUGAGAUCGACCGUGCAGAGGAAGGAGGGCUGCCGCCGUACGUCUUCGCCCUCAUGGUUAUUUAUUUCUUGCAGAAGCGCAAAGAGUCCCUGCUGCCCACCUACCUGAACCAGGAGAUUAAGGUGUUUUCACUCAGCAGGCUGUCAGACUUCAAUCUCACACAUGUGGAGGAUGGAUAUUUACACUGGGCCUACACCCCGUCCUCCAAAGAGUCAUCGCAGCCAGCAGAGGGCUGCUGCAUAAAGGGGAAGGUUCCACUGGUGUUUCAGAGCCCCCGCCCCACGGAGGAAGUUGGGCUUCUCUGGGUGGAGAUGCUACGCUUCUACUCACUGGAGUUCAACAUGGCUGAUAAUGUGAUCAGUGUGCGGACCAGUGCUGUCCUCUCCAGAGAGAUGAAGGACUGGCCAAAGAAACGCAUCGCUGUGGAGGAUCCAUUCGCUGUUAAGAGAAACGUGGCGCGCUCCGUCAACAGUCAGCAAAUGUUCGAGUACAUCGUCCACUGCCUCAAAACCACAUUCAAGUAUUUUGCACUGCCACUCAAUACGCCAGCUUCUAAUCCCAAGAAAAAGUCAAAGCAGGGACAACUUCAGGGGACAAAUGCUCAGGCUUUGGGGGAUGAGACUGAGCCUUUGUCGGGCUUCGGUCGGCUCAGCGUCCAGUCACAGUCUGCGGGUCAACCUAAAGCUGGAGAAAAUGGUCCCGAAGACUCCGAUUGCAUCAUCGAGGAAGAGGAGGAGGUCGAAGAAUACAGCGACUCGGAUGAAGAGCGGGACAAGGAGGAAGUCGACCUGUGCAAAAGCAGUCUCUCGGACCAGGAGGAAGACGAGGAAGAGCAGUUCGAGGACGUGGACACUGAUGCGGACACGAAUAACCGGCAGCACCUGGACAGCUUCACCACAGAGGACGAGGACUUUUUGCUAGCGGACGAGAUAUCGGGGGAGGACCUUUUGUCCGACGAGGAGGGUCCAGAUUUUUUCUCAGUGGAUGAGGAAGAGGAAGAAGAGGCGGAGAUUGCGCCUGGCGGUGUCUCACCUCCACCUUCAGCGGAUAAGGAUAAAGACGAGGGCCCAGAAGAUAAAAAACAAAACCAGAGCACACCACGUUAUGAGUUCACCAAGCAGGCUUUCACCAGAGGAAGGUCGCACAUGGUCGUGUGCAGCUUGUGCAAACGUGAUGGUCACCUGAAGAAAGACUGUCCAGAAGAUUUCAAGAAAGUGGACCUGGACCCCCUGCCCCCGAUAACACCAGAGUUUCUCAGUGUCCUCGAUAAAGUCUGCGAGCAGUGCUACAACGACUUUGCCCCAGAUGAGCUGGAAGUUAGUGUAAGAGAUCACAUAGUUCAAGACCUGGAGGCCUUCGUCAGACGACAGUUUACUGGGGCUCGACUGCAACUAUUUGGAUCGUCCAAAAAUGGCUUCGGCUUCAGGCAGAGCGACCUAGACAUCUGUAUGGUGUUGGAGGGGCAGGAAAACUUAGAUGAUUCUCACUGCAUCAGUUUCAUCGAAGGCCUAGCGAGGUUGCUAAAGAAACACCCAGGUGUAAAAAACAUCCUACCCAUCACUACAGCAAAAGUUCCCAUUGUGAAGUUCUACCAUGUUCGCACUGGCUUGGAGGGAGACAUCAGCCUCUACAACAUGCUGGCCCUGCAUAACACACGGCUGCUAGCUUCAUAUGCUGCCCUCGACCCAAGAGUGAAGAUCCUCUGUUACGUCAUGAAGGUUUUUGCCAAGAUGUGCGACAUUGGUGACGCUUCACGUGGCAGCCUCUCGUCGUACGCCUACACCCUCAUGGUGCUGUUCUUCCUUCAGCAGAGGAACCCGCCGGUCAUUCCUGUGCUGCAAGAGAUCUACGAUGGAAAGAAGAAGCCAGAAGUCCUGGUUGAUGGAUGGAACGUGUACUUCUUUGACGACUUAAAAUCACUACCGAGCCGUUGGCCCCAGUACGGGAAGAACACUGAGACGGUGGGGCAGCUGUGGCUCGGCCUGCUCCGCUUCUACACCGAGGACUUUGACUUCAGAGAGCACGUCAUCUGCGUCCGCCAGCAGGCCCGUCUCACCACCUUCAACAAGCAGUGGACGUCCAAGUACAUCGUCAUUGAAGAUCCGUUUGACUUGAAUCAUAAUCUGGGUGCUGGUCUGUCCAGGAAAAUGACCAACUUCAUCAUGAAGGCUUUUAUUAACGGCAGAACUGUGUUUGGCACCCCAGUCAAAGUCUUUCCUCCUAUUUACAGCAGUAAAAUGGAGUAUUUCUUCGAUCCCGCUGUUCUCACGGAGGGCGAAGUCGCUCCCAACGAUCGCUGCUGCCGCAUCUGCGGCAAGAUCGGACACUUCAUGAAAGACUGCCCCAUGCGUAAGAACUCCAAGCACAGAAGGGAUUCGGAGAAAAGAGCGGAGCACCUGCGGGACAGAAUGGACGCGGCGGAGGACGGCAGGGAUCAGGGCCGACACAAGAGUGAACACUGGAGGAAACGAGAUGCACUGGAGAUGCGCUGCUGCUACCUGUGUGGGUCCAGCGCCCACAUCAAGAAGGACUGUCAGCUUUACAGAAGCCCUGCAGGCAAUGUGAAGAUGGAAAACUUUUCUUCCUCCUCUUCACCCCACUUGAGGAUUUUAAGAGAAAGGGAGAAGCAGGGUUCACCUACACAAGAUGAGAAGAAGAAGAAGAACAAAAAGAGAAAGCAACAAAAUAUAACGUUAAGUCCACAAGCAGGAAGCUUAGCCUGCCGAAAUUAUUCUUCCUCCGGACACAGGAGGAGCCCAGUGGAAUGAGCUGCACCUCUGGACACAAAAACCACGAGAUUCUCCUCUUGUCCAGGCAGACAGAAAUCCUUAAAAAUCUGAAUGGUACUGUUGGGCCAACGGGAGCCUGUUAAAAGCCAAAGCCAGGACACCUUGACUUGAAGCCAAAUAGGGCCUUUUUAUGUGCGUUUCAUUUUUCCCCCUUAAUGUCCUCCUCCUCAGAGGAGCUUUUUAAAUGUUUUGUUUUAACAAGGCAAGCCAUUAUGCAUGCACCUCAUGUCUUUGUUAAAAAAAAAAAAAAAAAGUCACAUUUCAUGCAAUGUCUUUACAGACUCACUUUGAGUGAAACUGCUCAAAUUAGAAUUGAAUAUUCCAGAAAUGUGUCUGUCCAGUGACCGGAAGCUCGGAUAUUUAUAAUCGGACAUCUUUUAAAGAUGACUUAUUAUAUAUUUGUCUCGUCCUUGAUACUAACAACUGUUGUCACGGUCAUCAAAUAAUCAUUUUCUGUACAUGUAUUUUCCAAAUUACAAGGGUUGUUAAGACAUUUCUUGAGAUUUAACACAAAAAAAAGAGAGAUUUGAGUAGCAGUGUGUCUUUUCUUAUGGCCAUGAUCUUUUUUUUAAAUUAAAUUUACAUCCCGUGUAAUUUGUCCUGACAUGAUAUCCAUCACUUCACGCCUCCCCCUUCAGCUCUGAACGCAGUCCUACCUGCAAUAAGGCUUGUCUUAGUUAGAGAAAGCAUCGGUCUUUAAUUACUUUUUCAGCAUCAUAGUCUAUUUUCUCAGACUGCUGACUCAUCCGUAUCCAUGGAUACACACUGCCCCGCUCGUUACUAGGAAGCGUCGGAUGUGGUGCAAGAAAACAGCUGAGAGAGUUGGGUCAAAAGUUUCCUGCUUAAACUCGGCACCGACAAUUAACGCAUAAAAUCGGUUUGCUGAUCCGUGGCAUUCACUGCUGCAAACACUGCACUCACGCCUAACCUGUAAAGUAAGCUCAGUUAAUUGGAUAUAAGAUUUUUUUUUUUUUAUUUGCCACUGAUGCUUCAUUUAUUUGUAACGGUGCCACAGAUUGGUAGCUGCACUGUGAGGGUCCACGCCCUUGAAUUAUGUUGCUGCUAGUUUCGUCUCAAAGACCUGCUUGUCAUUCAACUUUGAAUUUGGACUGUCUGGCUUCAUUGUUCUCCUAAUAUAGCGUAAUUUUAUAAAGAUAAAAAAAUGUUGCUGGCAUUUUAAUCCAACUUCUUAUUUUAAAGCAGGUUUGUUUUAAAGCCAGACUUGUUGUGUUUCUUUUGUUGAACUCAAAUGGAAAGUUGAGUUUGGUAUUAAGGAACUCUGAUCCUGGAAGGAAAGCUUGUGCUGCAAGCCAUUUUUUUGUGUCUGGAAGGGUUGAUUAAACUGAAAUCAAAUCCUA
Molecule: messenger RNA, 5525 nt
Organism: Mugil cephalus (flathead mullet)
Lineage: Eukaryota; Metazoa; Chordata; Actinopteri; Mugiliformes; Mugilidae
Gene: tut7
Product: terminal uridylyl transferase 7
Exons: 29
Coding region: 172-4146 (1324 amino acids)
Molecular function (GO): zinc ion binding; RNA uridylyltransferase activity; nucleic acid binding
Source: RefSeq, a predicted model, not a curated record